AUUAGUUAGUUCUUGAAUUUGCGUACUGGUAACUGUUGUACGAGACUUUCUUGAAUACUUCUCCAGUGGUUUUAUUUUGCUCUUGUACUUUUUUGUUUUGGCGUUUUGUUAUGAAAGGAAUCAACCAUCUACCGGCUGUUUAAGGCUGUUUUUAGGUGAUUUCUUCAAUUUUGGUCCUGUGACUACGGGGAGAAGAAAUCCUCCAAUUGGUGUCAUGCUCACGAACGAAGGGCCAAAUCGUUCAACUGGGCCGUGAACCGGAUCGAUUACACUAAUAAUCUUUGAACUGGUCCUGUGACCCAGAUCGAAAUAUAGCAAGAAUCUUUCAACCUGUAAAUGUCAUGUUCCAAUUCCUGCAUUUAUGUGAAUAUGAUGUAGUUGCACAUAGAUACACAUUCCUUAAACAUACAGUAUGGUACAGAAUGGUUACCGGGGAAGACUGUGUAUAACUGAAAUUUCUUUGUUGCUGGUACCUCACUCCUACACUUUACCCCUGUUCUCUUCUUUUCACUUCAAUGCAAUUCCUUUUUUUCUUACCAUUCUUAUCUUUUGUGUCCUCCUGCUCCUUCUCUCUGACUCUGUCUCUCUCACAGCCUCACACUAGAUUGGCUGUAGGCAGUGUUCUGUUGCUUUGUAAAGCAGGGCAUCCUCUCCAUCACUGACUUCUCUUCUCUCAACACCUGUCUUCAUCCUGAUUUUUUUUUUUUUUUUUUGCAGUGGCUGCAGGCUAAAAGUCUCCGGCUGGUGCAACAGUCAGAUAUUGCAUCCAUUCCCUCCCCGGGCCAGGCUUAUGGCUAUGAGGAGGACGCCAUGGGAGUGCUCCACAGGCAGCAGCCUCCUCCAAGGGACACAACUCUGGGGCCAGCCUACUACAACCCAUUACCGUCAGAGAUGAGCUCAGUGCAGAAAUAUAAAGGGGUCCACUUUGGCAACAUGACAGGGAGAAGAGAUGCCGAGAUGGUGGAUGUGGGACCAGGUCCAGGUUAUUACUACCCUGAAAUAGUCAAAGAGACCCACUAUGAAAACAUAAGUCUCCAAAAGGAGCAGAAAACCAAGGCCAAACUUAACAUCCCUCGCUACCAUGAAUUGGUGACCAAGCAGGAGGAGAAGAAGACCAGCUUAGCAGCAAAAGGCUGGCAGGAGAAGACAUCGAUUCGAGAGUCAGGUUUCAGGUUGAGAGCUCUUGAAGAGGGGAACUAA
This is a messenger RNA of Cynoglossus semilaevis (tongue sole), 1200 nucleotides long. It is a transcript of the gene stpg2, whose product is annotated as sperm-tail PG-rich repeat containing 2. Bases 811 to 1200 code for a protein of 129 amino acids. The transcript is spliced from 4 exons. NCBI's taxonomy places the organism in Eukaryota, Metazoa, Chordata, Actinopteri, Pleuronectiformes, Cynoglossidae. The record is from RefSeq and is a predicted model, not a curated record.